CGUGCGAGUAACGUCCUCCCCGCCCGGGAACUCGUCAAACUCGCUGCUCCGCGCCAGAUCCCGAUUCACUAUAUCUCUACGGCGGGCGUCCUCCCCGCCAACGCAGCAGGGACAGACAGUGUGGUCGCGCAGUCCGUCGCCGCCCAUCCGCCCCCGAGCGACGGAUCCCAGGGAUACAUCGCCAGCCGCUGGGUCUGCGAACAACUGCUCCACGCCGCCACAACCCAGCUGCAUAUCCCAACCACCAUCCACCGCUUCGUUCCCGCUCGAUCAUCUCCAGAAGAAUCUACUAUCCCCGCCCUGCAGCACUUCCUCACCUUCAUCGACUCCCUCGCCCUGAAACCAGACUUUAGCGGCACGAAGGGUCAUUUCGAGAUGAUUCCCGUGCAUCGCGCAGCGGACUCUCUGGCUAGUGCUUUGAUCCAGGAACCUGCUGCGGACAAGAGCGUGGCCCCUCGCUUCGUACACCAUGAGUGUCCCGUGCGGAUCGACAUUGGGGAGAUGGAGCGGUUCAUGGAGCAGGAGAGGGGAGACACCCCGCUGCCGACGAUCCCACUACUCAAGUGGAUUGGGCAGAUGAAGCGCAACGGGUUGGAGUAUUUUGUCACGAGUCAGGUGUUGGUCAUGGGGGAUGGGGAGGGGUUGGAAUCCCGACGGUGA
This is a messenger RNA of Aspergillus niger, 660 nucleotides long. RefSeq lists its product as uncharacterized. NCBI's taxonomy places the organism in Eukaryota, Fungi, Ascomycota, Eurotiomycetes, Eurotiales, Aspergillaceae. The transcript has a single exon. The annotation marks the transcript as partial. The record is from RefSeq and is a predicted model, not a curated record.